Molecule: messenger RNA, 1846 nt
Organism: Moneuplotes crassus
Lineage: Eukaryota; Ciliophora; Spirotrichea; Euplotida; Euplotidae
Source: the annotation of a GenBank genome assembly
UAUAAUUAAAAACUAUACUCACCCUCUAAACUGCUCUAUCUAAUGGAAAUCUGGAAUUAUGAACAUGACAUUGCAGACAACAUCAACCUCUUUGAGUUCCCUUAUGAACCUUGUGAUGAACAAUUUAAUUACUUCAACUAUCAAAUGUUGCAAGAUGAACUUUGAAAGGACUCAACUGAGUCCUCAAAGGAACAAAAUAUUGAGAUUUCUGAGACCAGAAAGAAAAAUGAUGCAGAUGAUAUCUCAGAAGAUUCAAACUUCCUUAAGACAGUAGAAGAGAUUGUCAGAAGUGAGAUAGAAGCCAAGGGACUUGAUGCUGUGGUCCAGGAGUGCUCUAAUCACUGCUUCUUGGGUAAGAGCAAGCCCAAGAACCCGAAGGUUAAGAGAUAUGUAAGGGACAGAAGCGACAAGACUCCUCUGCAAGUCCAAGCGAUGGUGGAUGCUCUUGCACCAGGCCAAAAGCAAUUAGUUAAGUCUAAAAGAGUCAAGCUGGGCAAGAAGAUCGGACUGUCUGAGAGCCAGAUCUAUAAGUGGUACUAUGACACUUAUAGCAGGGCUGUAUAAGCUAAUCCAUAGGAAUUCGCCCAGCUUCAGCUGUGAAGUUCGGGCGAUAUAUUAAUUUUAGUCAUAAUAACUUUAGUUCUUCUAACUCAUUUCUUCAUUUUGAUUGGGCGUUUCGAAGGAUUUUCGAAAAUCUUGAACUAAAGAGGGAGGGAAAUUUUUUCAAAAUAUUUGCAUUAUGGUUCAUCAAGGUUUAUCUAUGAGCCAUCAUUAUGCUCAUUAAAGUUGCUAGUUACAACUUUUCACACUGGAUACCUGAAUGGUCUUCAAAUUAUCCUAUCAGAAAGAAAAACAUUAAUAUUUUUAAGAGUGUCGAAGACCUUUUGGGUCCCAUACGUUUCAGAUAUUCUUCAAGAUAUCCGAUAUCAGUCUGGUUCUGAUGCCUUUAAGAGACAUACUUCCCGAAAAUGGAUCAUUUUUGAGAAAUUUUUAUGACAACUGGUAGGGAAGAAUCUGAUGACAUCAGAUUGUUCUUCUAGUCUCGUCAAUGUGGCUAUGAGCAAGGCUAGAGGAUCUCAGUUUGCUAAAAAGCAUUAAUGGAGGACAGCAAAUACUUCUUUCAACCGUUUCAUUAAUCUCAGGUCAGGGAUGAGGGUCAUUUGUUCGGGUCUUCACUUUUUGCAGUAAAAUUUCUUUCUGGUAUUAUCCGAAAACCCAAACAAUUCUGAAGUUCAGAUGAAAUCUGGGAUUUUGCAAAAAUAACCAAGUUGGUGAACUUUAGAAUAAGACUUAGAGCCUGCAUACAUCUCUCAGGCUCUCUGGCUUAUUUGCAGGCUCUGUUGGGCAAGGUUUCGAUCUUUGUCCUGAGGACAAAUCAAGAUCUAUCACUUAUGGCAUCAGGUUUUAUUGAGCCAUCAGGAUUGAAUUAGAGAAUUACUUUGAGAGCUGCAUCGUUUAUGUACUCUAAUCCUUUUGCACCCCCUCUAAACUUCGGGUAAUGAGUGAUGCAGAAUUUUUAGACCGGGUAUACAAGAAAAUUGGUAGACAGAUGUCAUUUCUAACUUGACUGCACUUGGAAAACUAGGAAUUUAAAAGCACACUCCUAAAUUCCUUCGAAACAAGUUAGCUAAUAAGUUUCAGCAGCAAAGACUAUUUGCUGUUUAUAGCACUUUUUCCAGAACUAUCAACUAUUUUUGUAACUCCUCAAAGGUAAAUUUUCACAAUUUAACUAUAAGAAAAGUUUCAAAGUAAAUUUACCUUAAGAGGUCAAUAGUGAAAUUCUAUAUCGGUGAUUCUCACCGUAAUGGACACUUUGUAUAUGAAUUUUGGCUGAAAAAUACCAAUA